Molecule: messenger RNA, 1043 nt
Organism: Cladocopium goreaui
Lineage: Eukaryota; Dinophyceae; Suessiales; Symbiodiniaceae
Source: the annotation of a GenBank genome assembly
GUCAUUGGCCAUGUCGAUCCAGAUCCCAACUUCGGUGGGGUCGGGGUUCGCUACGUCAGCGACGCUGGCAUUCAGGUCGAUGUGGGAGUUGCAGAGGAGAAGGUGCGCGACUCCUUCCGCAGCUACCUUCAUCACCGUUGCACAGGGAGGCCGUAUGUGGUCCUGAAGAUUGCGACCAGUCUGGAUGGACGAGUGGCUUGUGAAGACAAGACCUCGCAAUGGAUCACUCAGGGAGAAGCACGAAAAGAUGCCCACGGACUUCGUGCUGAUUCUCAAGCCAUCCUCGUUGGCAGCGGAACUGCGUUGCAAGACAAGCCCAGCUUAACAGUGAGACCAGAUCCUGGCCUCCGAAGUCAACCUCUGCGAGUUGUGCUUGACAGCCGCGGUCGAGUCAGGGAAGGCCCCUUGAUGGAUACCAAGAUGGCACCUACACUGAUCUUCACCAGUGAAAACUGCUCUGCGGAUGCCAAGAAGAGGUGGCAGGAGUGUGGUGUUGACUUCUUCGAAGUGCCGAUAGUCUCGAAGGUCUCGGGCCGUUUGGACCUCUCCCAAGUUCUCACAGAACUGGGCAAGAGAGGAGUCUUGCAGCUGAUGGUGGAGGGCGGAGCCGUUUUGCAGGGCCAGAUGCUGAAAGAAGGCCUGUGCGAGGAGUUAAGGGUCUACAUUGGCGCGACUCUGUUGGGGUCUACUGCUCAGCCCUGGGCACAAACGCCUUUGACCUCCACCAUCAAGGAGGCGCAGUUCUGGCGCCUUCGAGACUUGCGACGAGCAGGCAAUGAUGUAUGCCUGGAGUAUGAGAGAACCGACACUUCGAAGAUUUCCAAGUGAGCGCAGUACUUCCAGACGAGGGGCAUCCAGCCAGUUGAGUUAGCCGACCUCGUUUCAUCUCGGCCGAAGUCACAUUGGGCGACGAGUCUUUGACCGGGAGAUGACCCGAUGACGACCAGAUGCCGAAUCACUUGCGGAAUGGGUGAAUUCCUGGUGUGGGUAGCGGUCGACGUGAUGCCAGCAUUGCGCCCAGAAAGCGAGUCCCGAGAUGAAAA